AAAAUCACAGAGGAAAAUAAAAAGGAGAGGAGAGGGGACAAGAACUCCCUCCGAUCCCACAACCACCCCGGGCUCGCGAUCCACCCUGCGAUUCCUCCCCCCCCCCCGGGCGCCAGGCCGAAUCCUGGAAUCCCCAACGCGCGCAGCGAAACGAGAAGAAACAGGCAAGGGGAAGAGAGGCCGGGGGUGAUGUAUUGUUACGCUGCAUGGACGGAGCAAGCGAGGAGUCUCUCCACAAGGACUAUUACAAAGUUCUGGAGGUCGAUUAUGAUGCAUCUGAUGACACCAUCAAAUUGAGUUAUAGAAGAUUAGCUUUGAAGUGGCAUCCCGACAAGCAUAAGGGCGAGGAUGAUGUCACAGCUAAAUUUCAGGAGAUCAAUGAAGCUUAUAAAGUUUUAAGUGAUCCGAUUACACGACUUGAAUAUGACUUCUCUGGCUGUUACGAGAUCAAUCAAUACACUGCGCGUGAGUACCUUUCAAGAUUUAAGGGUAUGAUUCUUACCUGCAAUGGUCUUGGAAUAGACCGUUCCUCAAAAUGGGCCCAGCAUUUGAGGGAAUGGGAGCCCCACUGAUCAUUAGGUACAGCUUGUUUGUUCCAGAACAUUUUCACUAGUAUAGACGAAGCACAUUGCACAUAUUUGUUCUUCUGUAACAUUACUAUGGGAUAUACAUCUUUGCAAUCUGCAACCAUUAUUCUUGCAUUUCCAACCCGUUA
Messenger RNA from Brachypodium distachyon (stiff brome), 715 nucleotides. Its product is annotated as chaperone protein DnaJ. NCBI's taxonomy places the organism in Eukaryota, Viridiplantae, Streptophyta, Magnoliopsida, Poales, Poaceae. Gene Ontology annotation, cellular component: cytoplasm; nucleus. The coding region runs from base 207 to 572 and encodes 121 amino acids. The transcript is spliced from 6 exons. The record is from RefSeq and is a predicted model, not a curated record.